Molecule: messenger RNA, 1675 nt
Organism: Pelodiscus sinensis (Chinese soft-shelled turtle)
Lineage: Eukaryota; Metazoa; Chordata; Testudines; Trionychidae
Source: RefSeq, a predicted model, not a curated record
AGGCGUCCUCUCCCAUUGGGCGCUGGGUGGCGAGACCCCCGUGAAGGGGGCAUUACACUGCCAGGCGCUGACUCUGCCUGGGCACCCCCCUCUGUGGGAGAGGGCCUGUGCCCCUAACAGCCUGGCACCCUUGGGCGUGAGUGGGGCCAUGACGAGGCAUCCUCACAGGGAGGUCCUGGGCCUGGCCUUGUUGGGUUAGUGUGUUGCUGCAUUGCAUCGCUCUGGGGGGCCUGGGCAUCAUCCUACUGCAUUACGCAAUGGGCUGGGGCUUCACAAUGUCUUCCCAGGAGGGAAGAAGAAAAGUGCCAGCUGUCCCAAAAGGAGCCGGUUUCUGGCAUUCUCCUGGGAUAACUCAGUAUGGACAAGAAACAAAAGAGCUGUUGAAAGUGAUGAUGGAGGAAUCCAAACUUACCAAUUUCCAGAAACGCCACCUCACAGACUGCAUGAAACGAGGUGUUUCCCUCCCCACUCGCUGCAACCCCACAUCCAGCAAAGACCCACAGUUUGCAGAGCCUGCAUCUUCUCCACCAAAGCCUUGUCUUUCGGUCAGUCUGUUGGCCAGACCUCAUCUCCGACCUGCCGAGAUCUGCCGAGCAGGCGAUGCCUACAGCCGAGAAAAAUUCAAGCCUCGGGCCACUCGUGACUUAGAGAGGGAGAAGGAAAGGCUCCAGAAUAUCUUAGCAACUGGAAAGGACAUGGUGGAACACAAGACACAGCAGAAGCCAGUGCCCACAGAGGAAAAGGAAAUUCCUGAACCUGACCGGUUUGAAGAACUGGUGAAUGAAAUUCAGGAGAGGAAGGAAUUCUUGGCAGAGAUGGAGACUCUGGGCCAGGGCAAGCAGUAUCGAGGGAUUGUCCUCACUGAAAUCUCACAGAAACUGCGGGAGAUGGAGAUUAUCGAUAAGAAGAGGAGUAAAGACAUGAGAGAGGCAAUGGCAACAAUCCUCGUCCCUGGUGGGAAUAAAUCUAAUCUCAAUAGCUAGACCAAAACCAGACACCAGAGCAGACCAUUCCCACCCUUUCUUUCCUUGCCCUUCCAACAGGGCUGGGCUUUUACCAUAGAAGGGUCACAGAACUUGAUCUAUCUAUGCCUGUCCAUCUAAGACAGAUCUUUUCAGAGCAAUGUCAGUAGCACUUGUUGCAUAAACCCAAGAGGACAGUAACUAUUUAUGCAUGAUAUAGACCAGAAGAAAGUCUUUGCAAAAUCUUACCAACACUUACUAGUCUCCCUUCUUCAGGGGUGGAUUUUAUAGGCAGUGGUUUUAUGGCUGGGUGAACCAAAUCAGAGAAUUAGCCUGAUUCCCUCCCUUUAGAGGGGGGCCAGGAGGAGAUGAAAAGACCUCAGCAUCCUCCAGUGGCCUCUGAGACAUGGUGAAGCAAGGUCUCCUUCUACCUAUGGCAUAUGCCUUACGGUGUCAGAACAAAGCUGACCUGCGCAACGAAGUCCGGGAAGAAAAAUCUUUGUCUCUUUUCCAUAUGGCCCAAGCUCUGGGGGGUUCUGGUUACUUCUGGUGGAAACUGAACAUUAAUGGGGUUCUUUAUUUCCUCAUUGCUGAAUCUGUAUCGCCACUCAUAUCAGCAUAGUCUUUGGAAACUCUCAGCUGCUGUUGUGGAGCUGGAACGGGAGGAGUAACCACACUGCCUUACAUAAAUAUUAGCCUGGAUUUUAAUCUGA